Molecule: messenger RNA, 7606 nt
Organism: Haliotis rufescens (red abalone)
Lineage: Eukaryota; Metazoa; Mollusca; Gastropoda; Lepetellida; Haliotidae
Product: F-box-like/WD repeat-containing protein TBL1XR1
Exons: 15
Coding region: 578-2047 (489 amino acids)
Biological process (GO): regulation of transcription by RNA polymerase II
Cellular component (GO): histone deacetylase complex
Molecular function (GO): protein binding; transcription corepressor activity
Source: RefSeq, a predicted model, not a curated record
GGUCGUGUUGCGUGUCCCUGAUGAUGUAUCGCUCCGCGAGGUUAGUGCAAUGAAACCCGCAGACAAAAUCGAACAUGAAUUUAUUUAUAACAGCACUCUGAUAAUCGCUCGAUGGAUUUUAAUGCUCUUACAGGACUCGCCAAUCGUCAUACGUGUACAUAUAUUUGAUCUCUUGCUUGCAGUCAGAAGCCUGUUUGCCGCACUGCAUAGUGUUCUUCCGCCAUUGUCGCCAUAAGGAGGGGAAGAGAAGGCAACGCUGAAGAGUACCAAUUAUAAUUUAAAGAUUCUGCUUAUUAUUCACGGAAUAUUUUGUGGUUCACACGGUGUUUGGAUGUAAACAGUACCGUAGUUUGGCAUUUUCGUCUGGAAUAUUGUAUUCUUUAUCUCAGAAACGUGCACAAGUUGUGUGGCGUUGUUUGGAACCUGCUGUGAACGAUUCGUAAGGCGCAGUAUUAUCCUACUGAUAUAAGAAUCUGCUGUGGGACUAGUGAUAGCAAGUGAGAGCUGUCUGAUGUGAGCGGUCCGGCAGAUGAUGUGAGACCCAGUCUACCUGGAUGGUUCGUGUGCCUCAGUGACCAUGAGCCUAGGCAGUGACGAGGUGAACUAUCUCGUUUACCGCUACCUGCAGGAAUCAGGGUUUGUACAUUCAGCGUACACGUUUGGUAUUGAGAGUCAUAUCAGUCAGUCCAACAUCAAUGGGGCUUUGGUGCCGCCGGCCGCCCUGCUCAGCAUCAUCCAGAAGGGCCUGCAGUACACAGAGGCGGAGAUCAGCAUCGGAGAGGAUGGGUCGGAGAGAGUACUCGAGUCCCUGACAUUGAUCGACGCCAUUAUGCCCGAUGUGGUCGAGUCACGGAAACAGGCUGCCGCCAAAGCCCAUCCCAUCAAGACGGAGAACGCUAAUACUAAUGGAGAGGAUGCUUCUCUGACAGUCUCCAACCACACGGACACAAUGGAGGUUGAUGGAGCUGUGGAGAUCCCUGGCAACCGAGCCACGGUGCUGCGCGGCCACGAGUCCGAGGUGUUCAUCUGUGCCUGGAACCCGACCAAUGAUCUCUUGGCUUCAGGGUCCGGUGACUCGACAGCUCGCAUCUGGAACAUGAACGACAACAGCAGCAACGCCAACCAGCUGGUGCUGCGACACUGUAUACAGAAGGGGGGGACGGAGGUCCCCAGUAAUAAGGACGUCACAUCUCUAGACUGGAAUUGUGACGGCACAUUACUAGCUACAGGGUCUUACGAUGGUUAUGCGAGGAUAUGGAGCACAGAUGGUCGUUUAGUAAACACAUUAGGGCAGCAUAAAGGACCUAUUUUUGCUCUCAAGUGGAAUAAGCGAGGGAACUACAUUUUAAGUGCAGGUGUAGAUAAGACAACGAUUAUCUGGGAUGCCAGUUCAGGGAACAGCACUCAACAGUUCGCAUUUCACUCAGCCCCUGCAUUAGAUGUAGACUGGCAGAGCAACACCAGCUUCGCAUCCUGUUCUACAGACCAGUGCAUCCAUGUCUGUCGACUUGGCUCCGACAGACCCACAAAGACAUUCCAAGGACACACAAAUGAGGUGAACGCGAUCAAGUGGGACCCCCAAGGGCAGCUGCUGGCGUCGUGUUCGGAUGAUAUGACAUUAAAAAUCUGGAGUAUGAAGCAGGACACGUGUGUGUAUGAUUUACAAGCUCACAACAAGGAGAUCUACACGAUCAAGUGGAGUCCCACAGGACCAGGCACCAACAACCCCAGUGCUCCGUUAAUCUUAGCCAGUGCUUCGUUUGACUCGACGGUGCGGUUAUGGGAGGUGGAUCGAGGCACAUGUCUCCACACCCUGACUCAGCACCAGGAGCCUGUCUACAGCGUAGCCUUCAGUCCAGACGGCAGGUACCUGGCCAGCGGAUCCUUCGACAAGUGUGUUCACAUAUGGAAUGUGCAGAACGGCACGCUAGUAAAUAGUUAUCGAGGAACAGGGGGAAUAUUUGAGGUUUGCUGGAAUCACCGAGGAGACAAAGUUGGUGCUAGUGCAUCAGAUGGCUCAGUGUUUGUACUCGACUUGAGGAAGUAGACUGGAAGGGAGAACCAUGUGAUUAGCUACCAUCUUUACAGUGCCAUUAUGGCAGCAGUGGGAAGGAGAGGGAGAAGGAUGGCGCCACCACGGACCGAUGACUCACUGACUGCUUACUGGGGAGUGGGACAAGAAGAAGCCUGCGGGGACUGGCCGAGGAGGACACCAGGUGCUCAACAGGCUUGUGUGGUGUCCAGGGGACCGGGACGUGUCACGUGAUGAUCACUUGUUUGCUUCCACUUGGCGCACGGCAGCUUUACCCUGACAAUGUCGAGUGUGCAGGUUGGGAUCACAAUUGACCUUGACCUUGGUGGAUGUGAGCGAAAAGCUGAAGCCAUUGUCUUCCCUGGUGCCAGGUGAUGUCCGGGAGUGACUGACGGCUGUGACGUCCCAGGUGACGUCCGCGAGUGGCUGACGGCUGUGGCUGUGGCUGUGGCAUCCCAGGACAGACUGACUUCUGCGGCGUCCCAGGACAGACUGUCCAAGGGGCUGAUGAUUCCCUUCCUAUAGAACAGCAUCCAUUCCCACCAUUGAAUCCUUCAAAGUGCUGUUGACAUUGUUAGUUGAGUCCCAGGAAGUAGCAGUCUGACCGCCCCGAUGUACGUCAACAGAGGUUAGCUAGCUCCAACACUGGGCUUCCUUUCUUUCCAUUCAGUUUUCACAAUGGAGCCCCAGACAGUGUUACAUUGACAAGUGCUUAAAGCCUGGCUAUGUGUGCGAGGAGCGUGUGUGAGAGUGAGCGUGUGAGAGGAUGGUGUGAGAUAGGCAACUGUACACUGCCUAACUGUGGGCUUCUGCAUGAGUUGCCUAUCUCUGGACGUCCUCACUUGCUUCAUGAGCAGCUUUCAUCAUCAUCUUCAUCUUCACCAGAGAUCCUCAUUUAUUCAAGCAUCACAGAAACCUACUAUGUUCUGAUUCUCAUCACCUGUUCUGUUGCAUUUAGAGUUGCCUCCACACAUGUUCCACCUUAGUGCUCGUUGUUUUCAGUACCGGCUUGUCAAACAAUCAUGCUGUUCUCAUCCCCCCACUUUCUGCUACAGAAUUUACAACUGAUUCUUGAACAUAUUUCAGACAAAUGACAUUAUUUUGAUGGAUGUAAAACAGAUGAAAUUUUUUGUUACUGGGUGAGAGCUCCGCGUGGGUUUUCUAGGUUUUCGUUUAGAUCUCCGAGUGUUGGGUGGGUUUGGUUUUACGCCGCUUUUAGUAAUAUUCCAGCAACAUCAGGGCGGGGGACACCAGAAAUGGGCUUCACACAUUGUACCCAUGUCUGGAAUCGAAACCCGGGUCUUCGGCAUGACGACCGAACGCUUUAGCCACUAGGAUACCCCAGCGCCCCGGGUGGCAGAUAACCCCUGCCUGGCACUGUGUACUGCAUCAACCUCCAUUAAUGAAGAUGCCACAGUCAAUGGAACAUAGGGGGUUUGGAAUACCAGAUUCCCCCUGAUUUUGAUUCGUGAAUUGUCAGCACCGUACCAGUGCUCAUGGCGGUUUCACAAGAGUUACCUAUGACCUGUUACUCUUGGGAGUUCCCCUGAGGUCUUCCUCUGGGGUGUUCCUCUAGGGGUUUCCUCCAGGGUCUUCGGGGCUGUUCCUCAGAGGUGUUCCUUGGGACUGUUUCUCUGGGGUCUUCAUCAGGGGGGUUCCUCUGGGGUGUUCCUUCAGGGUCUUCCUUCGUGGUUUUCCUCUGGGAUGCUCCCCGGGGUGGUCCUCACACAUUAAGCUGACAGAUAUUACUGAAAUACUAGUCAAAGCGGUAUGAAACCCAGCUCACUCACUCACUCACUCCAUUGAGGCAUCUUCUGCAGCUACCAUUGACAAUACGAGUGGAUACCUGAAGCUGAUGUUACAGAAUAUGUUCUAAGUUAUGUCCAGUUAUUUGUGUUCAUAGAUGUGAAGAUGCAUUGAUAACAGCUUCUGUUCUCAUCUGGAGUUCCAGAUUAAGCUGUAGCCCUGCAAACAUCAGUGCUGUAAUUUGGAAGUUAACAAGAUUUUGUAUUUGAAAUCUUUCUUUACUGUUACAAUUAUGUAUUCCAUUGUUCUCAUGGCAAGUUUGUUUCCUAGCAAGUAGGAAUUGUUUAAAACGGUUAUUUCUCGUAUCAUGUUAUUUUCAGUCAAUCAUGAGUGAUUUGUAAAUUGUAAAUAUUACAACUAAUUGUAAAUUCUAAUUUGAUGUUUAUUUUCAUUGGAAACAGAUGCAGAGAGAUGUACUUUAUAUCAUCUGAUUUUAGAUAGUUUUAAAACUUCAAGUAAUCUUUUAAUUCUUAUGUGACAUAACAGGUGACUGUAGAAAUGUACAUAUAAGAAUCAUGUUUGAGAAUAAUGACAGCCUGAUUGCUUUGUAGUUCAUGUUAUUAUCUUCACUAACAUUUCUUAUUUUGAUUAGAUGUGGUAACUUCUGAAUUGUAAACUCGAGCUUUUGGGUUCUGAAGUCAUGCCAAGAUACCAAAGUAUGUUCGUUGCUAGGCGCUGAUCGACUGAAGUGGCUUUAGCUAGUGAUGGAUCUGUUACCAGCUGUAGGGGCCCCCCACCAAACAAGCCUUCUUGUACUAAUUAUAUAGUAAAUGUGUUAAUUUGAUUUUGAUAUCUGUAGUUUGUGCUGUGUGAUGCCGCCGCCGCCAUUGUGGUACCGUUUCCUCUGUUUAUGUAUUAGUCCACUGUUACCAUGGUUACCCAUGCAGUGUUACUGUGUAAGCCUCUGAGAAGUGGCUUGGCGUUACAUCUGUGCAUUCGUCAACCUAUAUGGAGGGUAGGGGUGUAAAUAUGUGGUCAUACAGUUGCAGGUACAUGGUGACCAAUAGCUGUAUCUUCAUUCAUCUUGUACUUAAUUGUUUUCUCUGAAAACCUCAUCAAAAUCUGCUUGUGAUUAUAAUUUAAGAAUUGUCACUUCAGAAAUGUCUUUUAAAAUGAAUCUGUGCAGUUGGGUCCAUGUAUCGGAGUGUGUAAGCCAGAGUAAGAAUAUAGUUAAAAAUAAUUAAAAAUUGAAAUGUUUUAAGUUGACGGUUUGCUAUCCCUCAAAAUGUUUCAUUUUUUAGUCUGAGGCAAGGUGUAAUGUCCAGUACUCAGUUUGGUGUAUUGCUCUUGUAUAGAGUGACCAGGGUCAUGGUUGUCCCUGUUGUCUGAGAAAAUUUGCUGUGGAUAGUUGCUUCCCUUUGGUCUACCAGGAUCCUAUGCUUGUUGGCUUGAAUCCCAGUUCGCCCCUAAUGGAAGCGUAUUACUUUGAAAUUUUCAACCUUCAAAUGACAAGCUUCAACGAUGACACAUGGCAUACUGCGAGAAAUGUGGAUGGACACAUAGGUUAGGAUGUAGGAAAAUUUGUUUUUUAAUCUUCUCUGUCUCUUGCCCUCUUGAGUUCACAUAACGCUCUGCAUUUACACAUCCUGGGAGUCACUUCCGAAACACAAUAGUGCUACUACAUCUCAUAGCCACAUGCAAUCAUCAUCAACUUUGCGUCUCAAUGCUUUCAUUUCUCAACUAAACAUGUUCUAUGACAAUUCAUGCACACACCAAGAACCAACUUCUCACAUCCCCAUGCAGUCAUCAUCUCAAACUUGUGUCUCACAAGGCAGUCCUAGCUGAACACGUUCUGAAGCUGCCGAUGUGCACCAGCUGAACACGUUCUAUAGCUGUCCAUGUGCACCAGCUGAACACGUUCUGUAGCUGUCCAUGUGCACCAGCUGAACACGUUCUGUAGCUGCUGUUGUGCACCAGCUGAACACGUUCUGUAGCUGCCGAUGUGCAGCGGUAACCCUCUUCUCACAUCUGUAAGAUAAUACACUCCAGACUGCUGCCCCCCCCACACAGAUUCUCGUCCGUGCCUACUGCUCUGCUCAAUCUGUAUCAUUGUAAGUAAACAUUAUAGGGCAUUCCAUUGUAAUUAUCAGAGUAAAAUCAAAUUAUAGUAUCUGCUUUAGUGUGAGAAUGAAGAUGUCGAAGUCCGUGUUACCACCCCCAGCCCUUGUAGCCAUUACCUGCAGUACAGGUGACCUUUUCUAUACAGCAGAGAGUUGAAAUAAGUUCAUGAUCAGUAGACAUUCACGCUGAUGAUGUGGAAGGUUUUUAUUAUUCCGAUGUCCAUGAAGGCAAUGUGUUCUGAACAGCACAGAUGUGGCCCUUUUCACUUGAUCAUUUCCUGUGAACAUAAUCCCUACGAAAUAGUACAUAUUGUUGGAGGAAAGUUUAUGCAGGGGUUUGUAUUAUGAUUUUGUCAUUGGUUUGCUGGAGUAAAAUCAUCAGCGAAUCUUUCCCCUUCAGUUUAAUUAGUAAUGUGUCAGUGAUGAGCUGGUGUUUCCAUCUUUAGGCAACAUCUCAUUCUCACAUUAAGCUUUAGGGUGUGGCUGUGGUCUGAUUGUACAGGGGCUGUGUAGGGUAUAACUGUGUAUAUACACGGACUGUACAGUGUGUCUCACACUGUAUGGUGUGUCUUGCACUGUUGGGUGUCUUGUAAUGAAGGAUGCCUCUCACAUUGUAGGACGUGUCUUGUACAAUUUGUCUUGAUGUACAAUUACUGUUGAUGCAUCUGACUUCAGGAUGCGUCUCACGUUAUAUAGUGGGUCUAAAUGGGUUGUACACAGACAGGGGGGUGUAGGGGUUUGGUGUGUACACACAGGGGGGUGUAGGGGUAUGGUGUGUACACAGAUAGGGAUGUGUAGGGGUAUGGUGUGUACACAGAUAGGGAUGUGUAGGGGUAUGGUGUGUACACAGAUAGGGAUGUGUAGGGGUAUGGUGUGUACACAGAUAGGGAUGUGUAGGGGUAUGGUGUGUACACAGAUAAGGGGGUGUAGGGGUAUGGUGUGUACACAGAUAGGGAUGUGUAGGGGUAUGGUGUGUACACAGAUAAGGGGGUGUAGGGGUAUGGUGUGUACACAGAUAGGGAUGUGUAGGGGUAUGGUGUGUACACAGAUAGGGGGUUGUAGGGGUAUGGUGUGUACACAGAUAGCGGGUUGUAGGGGUAUGGUGUGUACACAGAUAGGGGGGUGUAGGGGUAUGGUGUGUACACAGAUAGGGGGUUGUAGGGGUAUGGUGUGUACACAGAUAGGGGGUUGUAGGGGUAUGGUGUGUACACAGACGGGGUGUAGGGGUACGGUGUUUUCACGGACAGUAGGGGUAUGGUGUGUACACAGAUAGGGGGUGUAGGGGUAUGGUAUGUACACAGAUUAGGGGCAUUCAGGGGUAUGGUAUGUACACAGGGGGGUGUAGGGGUAUGGUGCACACACGGUUUCACACGAAGAUGCAUCUCUAUGGAGAGGUGUGGACGCACAAGGAUGCUGUGUACAUGGUGUGUGUCAUGCUGACUAUAUGGUAAUCCUGCUGUACAGCGCUGCCAGUAUUGUACAGUGCAUGGUCUGUCAUUGAUCACUGAAGCGGAGUGUUCACUCUGUAUCAUUGUCAUCAUCACAUAGAGGCCUGACACGGCGCUGCUGCUGCUGCUGCUGCAGUGAUGGCCGCUGAAGUGUCAGGUAUGGGUGUACAUAUGUCUCACACUUUGUCCAUCGGAGACUCAUGUUUUGUAUCAUGUUGAGAUGUUUAAAAAAAUGGAAAAAUAAAAAAUUUGAAUAAUUA